Messenger RNA from Perkinsus marinus ATCC 50983, 241 nucleotides. RefSeq lists its product as hypothetical. The transcript has a single exon. The annotation marks the transcript as partial. The record is from RefSeq and is a predicted model, not a curated record. NCBI's taxonomy places the organism in Eukaryota, Perkinsozoa, Perkinsida, Perkinsidae.
AUGACUAUCGACAACAACUCCGAUAUUUCGUCCAACAUCAAUCUCCCUCCGACCCAGGAGACCGGCGGCUUCGUGACUGUUAUGGAAGCAGUUCUGAAUGUCUGCGCUGGGUCGGCCAUGGGAGUCAGGAAGGCCAAUGAGGUGAAAACGCUGCUGGACAGAAUGCAUGCGAUGUAUACGGGCGCGCAAGAAGAUCUGUGUGAGGGUCAGAGAAAGUUAAUCAAGGUUAUGGAAGAGCACG